AUGUCAAUCAAACAUUAAUAAAUUGAUGAACCUCUUUACAUAUUAAAGGGAUUUAAAAUACCAUUACUUAAUACGUAUUUUCAAGAACCUUAUCUAUCUCCUAUAAAUGUGAAGUAAUAACUGAGUUCCAGAUGUAAUAAUUAACCAUUUUUUGAAUCUUCAAGCACUAAAGCUAAUGCAACAAGUAGAGAAUUUUUUCGUUUCGAAUCUUAGAAAGUAGAUAAAACACAAUAGAACAAGUAACUAUAUGAAAAAUCACUUUCUCCAAAUAAACCUAAAUUUCUUGAGGAUAAUAAAUUAAAAGGAUUAUUAAAUAUAGUUUCAGAUAGAAAUAAACAAAUUCAUCUAAAAAAAUAUGAUUUUCCCAUAGGAGGUUCAACUACUAAUACAAAAAAAAUAAAGUUUAACUUUAAGAAAAUAAAUAUAAAAAUACCAUAAAAAAUACAAUUUUCAAAGGAAGAUUUAGAAAAUAACAAGAAAUUUUUAAUAAAUACACUUCGAAAAAAUUCAGUUAUUCAAAAUUAAGUAGAUAUUGAAAGACCUGUCAGAUCUAAAUCAGAUUUUGAAAAAGCAAGAUCUAAAUCAAAUUUAAAGUAAGUUAGUCCCUUCAAAGAUUUAUUUAUUGAAGAAUAAUAAAAGAAGAAAACUGUCAGAUUCAAUGAGUUAGUAGAAAUAAAAAUGUUUGAUCGAAUAAAAUCUCAUUUAAUGAAAUAGUUAAUAUGA
This is a messenger RNA of Paramecium pentaurelia, 723 nucleotides long. Lineage: Eukaryota; Ciliophora; Oligohymenophorea; Peniculida; Parameciidae. The record is from the annotation of a GenBank genome assembly.